Messenger RNA from Pseudovirgaria hyperparasitica, 852 nucleotides. RefSeq lists its product as uncharacterized. The transcript has 2 exons. Lineage: Eukaryota; Fungi; Ascomycota; Dothideomycetes; Acrospermales; Acrospermaceae. The coding region runs from base 135 to 761 and encodes 208 amino acids. The record is from RefSeq and is a predicted model, not a curated record.
CAGGCAGAAACUCAGUCACGUGCUUGCUUCAUCACGGCUGAUGACGUAAUGAAGCACAGCACCCACCUGCCCUGACGUGAGGCUCAAAAACCUGGAAGACAUAGCAGAGCAAAUAAACAAGCCAUGCAACCCUCAUGACAACCCCUCGCCUCCUCACACAAUUCCGCCCAAAGACUUCACCCAUCCGCAUACCUUUCAGACGCAUAACCACCCUCCUCUCAACAAGACCUCGACCCCGACUCCAAACCACCAGCACACCCACCGCGCUCACUCGACCGCUCCUAACCUCCCCGCACCCACGCACCAUGGCCUCAGACGAAGCCUACGCCGCCUUCCUCGACAAAGCAAACCAGGACACCAGCCCGGCCCAAACCCAAUCCCCCGCCAAACCGAGCACCAAAUCCGUCGACACCGCCAUCCCCGCCGCCCUGCAGAACAUCGAGCAAUACUACCAAUCCGACGCAGACGAGCCCUUUGAACCCGUAUCCCUCUCCUACGAAACCGCCGACCUACCCUCAGACGAUGGUCUCGCGCAGCUGAUCGGGCAUAAAGAUGGGGUUGAGGGGCUGUCUCGGCAGGAUUUUGAUCCGCGGGGUCGAUAUGAGGGGGUGUUUGAGGCGGUGCGGGAGGCGGCUGGGGGGCAGGAGGUGCGGGUUUAUAGGGUGCGGCUUGGGGGCACGAGGGUGGAGUAUUAUGUUGUGGGCGUGGAUGGGGGGAAUGGGAGGCUUGUGGGUUUGAAGGCGUUGGCUGUGGAGUCGUAGAUGGGUGGAUAUGAGAACAUUGAAAGGAUUGGCAAGGAGCGAUCAGGGAAUGAUUGGUUUGCUAGUGCGAUUGUAUGUCAGGCACGGAUAU